AUGAUGAGUGUUCAGCGUAACGGGGCGUUUCAGGAGUAUCUGGUUAUCGACUCCAGAGAGGCGUCACGGAUACCAGACGAAAUGGCGUUUGAAACAGCUGCCCCCCUGGCCUGUGCCGGCAUCACCGUAUGGAGGGGGAUACUGCAGGCAGAACUCAAGCCGGGACAAUGGAUUGGACUCGUUGGAUCGGGAGGCGGUCUGGGCCACCUGGGUAUCCAAUUUGCCAAAGCCAGGGGGUUGAAAGUCGUGGGCGUGGAUGCCAGAGAUGAAAGCAUUGCACUGUCACGAGAAACUGGUGCAGAUAUUGUGCUUGAUGCUCGUCUGGGCAAAGAAGAAGUUGCAAGACAGGCAUGGGAGGCCACUGGCGGCAAGGGUGUGGAUGCGUCAUUGACCUUGAGCGAUGCAAAGAUGGCAGCUGCAACUGCUUGCGCCAUAACCAGAAAUCAUGGAACUAUGGUACAGAUUGCUCUGCCUCCGGAGGUAUCAAUACCGUUCUCGGAAUACAUCUUUCGAGACAUUCGAGUAAAGGGAUCGUUCCUCUGCUCACAGAAAGAAGCAGAGGAGAUGCUGCAAUGCGUCGUCGACCACGAUAUCAAGAUCGAGAAGAACAUCUUCCAUGGAUUGGAUCAGGUGCCGACAGCAGUGGAGAUGCUGAGGACUGGUGGGUAUCGAGGGAAGGGGGUCAUUGUGAUAGAGGGCGCCUAA
Exophiala xenobiotica is the source of this 705-nucleotide messenger RNA. RefSeq lists its product as uncharacterized. Lineage: Eukaryota; Fungi; Ascomycota; Eurotiomycetes; Chaetothyriales; Herpotrichiellaceae. The transcript is spliced from 2 exons. The coding region runs from base 1 to 705 and encodes 234 amino acids. The record is from RefSeq and is a predicted model, not a curated record.